This is a messenger RNA of Closterium sp. Naga37s-1, 3696 nucleotides long. Lineage: Eukaryota; Viridiplantae; Streptophyta; Zygnematophyceae; Desmidiales; Closteriaceae. The record is from the annotation of a GenBank genome assembly.
AUGGCGAAGGCGUCGCGGGUGCUGUUCUGCCUGGUUGCGGCCUCCGUACUCCUCACGCUGCUGCCGUGCGCAGUUCAUUCCGCCGACUCCGCCAACGUCUCUGCGGAAGAAGCGGCGGCAGCAGCGGCGGCGGAAUCCGCGAGGGCGACAGCAGAGGCGGUGGCGAAAGCGGCGGAGAGCGCGGCCGCCAAGGACGAGGCCGCGGAGAAGGCGGCGGAGGAGGCGGCGACGGCACGCGAGGGGGAUAAGGGCGCGGAGGAUGAGGCGCAAAGCCCGAUCCCGCCGGCGGUAGCGCAGGCGGAGAAGGCGGCAUCCGACAUUGUGCCCGACGGUGCGUGCAAGAAGGAGAUCGCGGAUUUCUGCGGCGAUCUGACGGUGGGCAAUCGGACGGUGGAGAGAUGCCUGACGGGGCAGGUGCAGCUGCUCAAAUCCAAGGGCGGACAAGGGGCAGGCAGCAUAUCGCCGGGGUGUCUACAGGAGGUAUACCAGUUCAAGAUAGAGCUGUACAAGAACAUCUCCCUCAAUAACGACAUGGCGGAGGCGUGCAGGGGCGACAUACAGCAGUACUGCAACGACGGCUUCCUCUACCCCGAACCCGGCAACGUCCUUGCAUGCCUCAGGGAGACGCGGGGGGCGGGCAAGCUAUCGGACGGGUGUGGGGAGGCGGUGUUGGAGGCGGAGGAGGAUGCGGCGGGGGACUUCCGCAUGGACCCGCAGCUGCACGCCCUCUGCUCCAACGACGCCGCCCGCCUCUGCAAGGACGUCGCCCCGGGCGAGGGGCGCGUGCAGGACUGCCUGAGGCAGCACCGCAGCAGUGUGAACUGGGACUGCCAGGCGGAGCUGUUCCGGCAGGAGGUGGAGAGCGCCGAUGACAUCCGCCUCAACGUGCGCCUCUUCAAAGCGUGUCUGGAGGACAAGAGGCGGUUCUGUGUGGACGUGGUGCCGGGGGAUGCGCGAGUGAAGGACUGCCUGGAGACGCACCGCCACGACUCCGACUUCUCCACACCCUGCAAGGAGGAGGUGGAGAGGAUGAUGGAGCGGCGGGCCUCUGACUUCCGCCUGGACACGGGCCUGCGCAAGUACUGCCACCGCGACAUAGUCGAGACGUGCUACCCGGAUGCGGACGACAUAAGUGACGUGGCGUCGUGGGACAGCCGCGUGAUAGAGUGUCUGCAGGACUACCGGCGCGAGCUCAAGGACCCGCGGUGCCGCCAGCAGGUGCACCUGCUCACUCAGAGGGCUGCUGAGGACGUGCGCUUUGACCACCCGCUGCAGCAGGCCUGCCAGGAGGACCGCGAGGUGGUGUGUGCGGGGGUGCCGGACGGCAAUGCGCGGGUGUUCAUGUGUCUGCAGGAGAACCGCCAUAAGCUCAAACCCGUGUGUCGCACCGCGCUCUUUGAACAGGAGAUCCGGUACGCGGAGGACAUCGACUUCAAGUUCCCCAUGCGCCAGGCCUGCCAGGACGAGCUGCUGCGCCUCUGCAAGGAUGACAAGGGUGGGGGCGACACGAUAGCAUGUCUGCAGAAGCACGAGGGGGACGAGGACAUGGGCGAGCAGUGCAAGAAGGAGGUCAAGAAGGAUGAGGAGCGCAGCGCACACGACUUCCGCCUGAACUACAAGUUGAACCGCGCAUGUUUCAGUGACGUGCAGCACCUGUGCAUGCACUCGUGCGAGCCCAGGAACGACUCCUUCACCUCCGCUGCUGGCCCCUCGGGCGACCAGUGCGGGGGGCGCGUGCUGCAGUGCCUGGCGGGCAACGCGACCCUCAUCGCCAGCCCCGAGUGCAGGGAGGAGGUAGCGUACUUUGAGCGCCGCGAGGUGGGCGAUGUCAUGCUGGACGUGCCUCUGCAGCGCGCGUGUGUGGAUGACAUCGGUGCGCUGUGCGGCCUGCAGCGCGACCACAGCAAGGUGCUCUCUUGUCUGCGGCAGCACCGCGCGCAGCUCAAGCCGGAGUGCCGCGACGAGGAGCUGCGGUUCUCAGCCAUGGAGGCGUCAGACAUCCGCCUCACGCCUUCGCUCAUGAACGCCUGUGGGCUGGAGCUGCAUACGUUCUGCCGCGGCGUGCCGCCCAGCGAGGGCAAGGCGUUCCGCUGCCUGCAGACCAGCCUGGGCCAGGAGAGCAUGGGGGUGGCGUGUCGCUCUGAGGUGGCGCUGCAGACGGUGCGCGAGUCACAGUUCUACCUUGCUGACGUGGCGCUGGCGCUGCAGUGCCAGGUGGACAUCACCAAGACGUGCAGCGCGGCGGCCAACAGCACGGCGGACGGCGACGGGGAGGUGAUAGCGUGCCUGGUGCAGCACUAUGAUGGGCUCUCCGGGAAAUGCCAGACCGAGGUGGCAUACCUGGUGCGCAUGGCCCUGUGGGUGUACCACCCCGCCAACAACCUCACCAUGCGGUGCGCUGCUGACAUCGCCGCCCUCUGCCCCAACGCCACCUCCUCCACCACCAUCUCCACUGCGGUGUCGCAUGCAGCGCAGGGAGUGGUGGUGGCGGAGGUGGGGCAGUGCCUGGUGGACCAGCCGCUGGCAAAGCUGAGCAGCGAGUCGUGCCGGCAGCUGGUGGCCGUGGUGGGCGUGGCGGGCGCACAUGUGGGCGGGGUGGUGGACGAGGCCCGCCUCGAAGCCACUCUUGCUGAGAUCGCUCAGGUGACACGCUGGUUCAGGUUUGACAUGGAAUGUGAUCAUUCACCAGUGCUGCACGCGAGUUGCGAGCCAUCGCCUUUCAGUGUCUGCAUCAUUCAUGCUCCCUGCAAAUCCCUUCUGCGUCACUGCCCCACCUGGCCUCUGCUCCUCACCUUUGUUCGUUCCUCCCUUCUCCCUACCCUCACUUGCACUUCUCCUGCACUGCCCUCCGCUUGCCCCUCUCUGAACGUGCAGCUGGGAGCUAUAGAGCAGCAGCAGCAGCAGGGGGAGGCGGGUGCCGUGGUGCUGACGGGGUGGACGGCGCUGCUGGCAGUGCUGGCGCUCUCCUUGCUGCUCAUUGGUGCCGGCAUCUAUGCUCACCACCGCUUCUUCAGCCCCACGCGCGACUACACUCUAGUUGUGCAGGAGGGAGGUGUCAAGGAGGGGGAUCCUGCCCCGUCGUCACGCUCCUUACCCGUCCGCGCCCCACCCUGCCCCUUACCCUCGCGCGCAGCCCGCGCGCCCCCCCCUAGCUCGCACGGUCGCACGCGCGCGCAGCCACGCAUAUGCAGCAGCGCACGCGCACGCGGGUGCACGUGCGCCAGCAGUACGAAUAGCAGCCGCGCACUGCAGCUGCCGUCCGCACGCACGCUCGCCACGCGCGCACAGCAGCGUCAACACGCGCAGCAGCAGCCGCACGCGUUGCAGCAGCCGCACGCGCUGCAGCAGCCGCGAGCACGCACGUCACUGCACGCGUGCGAGCAGCAGCCUCUCACGCACGCAGCAGCCAUUGCACGCACGGUUUCAGCAGCAGCUGCACACUCCUCUGCAGCCACUCGCACGCACGCCCUGCAGCAGCCGCAGCCACGCGCGUGCAGCGGCAGCAAGCGCAGCACCUGCCUCCGCAUCUGCAGCGAGCGCAGCAGCUGCAGCCCGUGCUCCAGAAUCCGUUCCUACCCACUACUAUCCGCCCCUACCAGCUCCUUACCACUCCUAUCCGCCUCUACCCGCUCCUCACCGCUCCUCACCGUUCCUAACCGCUCAUACCCGCCUCUAACCGCUCCUCACCGCUCCUAA